Messenger RNA from Westerdykella ornata, 1296 nucleotides. RefSeq lists its product as uncharacterized. NCBI's taxonomy places the organism in Eukaryota, Fungi, Ascomycota, Dothideomycetes, Pleosporales, Sporormiaceae. The record is from RefSeq and is a predicted model, not a curated record. Bases 121 to 1296 code for a protein of 391 amino acids. The transcript is spliced from 5 exons.
GUAACCUGGCCGAGGUAGGUUCGUGUCGGACUUCAGUCUUUCUCUUCUUUUUCCAUUACACUUCAUCUGCAAUAUCGUCAUCGGCUCCUAUGUGAUUGCACGCGUGCACAUGCAACAGCAAUGUUCGCACCAGUUGACCUGGGACCCACCAUUCGAAUUACGGCCUUCACGUUGACGGCCUUCUCCACUCUCGUUGUUGCCGUGCGAUUCUACUGCCGCCUAUCGGUGGUGGGCAAGUUGAAGUCGUAUGAUUAUAUCAUGAUGGCUUCGGUGCUCUGCACCUGGGGCCUUUGUGUCGAGAACCACUACCAGUUGCUCACAGGUAGUGGCGUACGUUUUCCGCCUGGGUGGAAGCCAACCGGCGUCACAACUCCCGAGAUAAAUCGUGUAUUGCGGAUUGCUGCAAUAUCAUGGUUCGCAUACCGGAUGACAUACGUGAUCACCCUCGGCCUAAUCAAGAUAUCCAUCUUGGUGUUUUACCUGAGCUUUGCGACAUCUCGUACCUUUCGACGUCUAGUCCUCCUUUCCUUAGCUAUCGUCUCAGUCUUCACAGUGGUCACAGCCUUCCUCAACGGCUUCGAAUGUCCGUACAAUCCUUCUGUAACUCUGGAUCAAAGGAUAUUCUUUCCCAAAUACUCGUCACGGUGUCUCAAGCGCCCGGUUCUCUACUUCAGCCAAGCCGCUUUCAACAUGUUCUCCGAUGCCGCCAUUCUUAUCCUCCCGAUGCCGUCCUUAUUCCGGCUCCGCAUGCCGACACCAAAACGGGCAUCCCUCAUAGCGGUGUUCUCCGCCGGUCUCCUGGUCCCGAUAGCGUCCGGUUUCCGUAUCUGGGCACUAUACGUGUGGGCCACUGGCGGCCAGGAUGGUCGAUAUAAAGGAGCAUACAUGAUGUUCUGGGGUCAGGUCGAGAUCAACACGGCCAUCGUAUGCGCCUCUGCCCCCUCACUGCAACCGAUCUUCAAACGCCUCUUCCGGAUAUUGGCCAGCUAUCGAACACACAGCGCUUUCUACGAUUACGGCGAGGGAUCCCCACCUCGCACGGAACUGGCCCCUCCUCCGCGUCGGAGAGUACAGUCUACUUUCAUGAGCACAUUGGAACUACCGUCUCCUACCUACCAGGUCAACAGCCCUCCUAUGAGCACUGCCGCGGAAAGAAGGGUGGUGAUCGUGCAAAAGACGGAUAUCGGAGAGGAAACGCGGAGGGAAGUGAGACAUUUCGCAUCGAAUAGCACGUUGGGGGAUUUGAACGAGGCCAAAGUUGUGGCCAAGCCGAGAGAAAUCCUGCCGUACGGAUGA